This is a messenger RNA of Kwoniella botswanensis, 1146 nucleotides long. RefSeq lists its product as uncharacterized. The transcript is spliced from 6 exons. Bases 1 to 1146 code for a protein of 381 amino acids. NCBI's taxonomy places the organism in Eukaryota, Fungi, Basidiomycota, Tremellomycetes, Tremellales, Cryptococcaceae. Gene Ontology annotation, cellular component: cytoplasm. The record is from RefSeq and is a predicted model, not a curated record.
AUGCCCAUACCUAUACCAACCUCAGAUGAAGAGUACGAUCUAUUCCCCAUCCUCAGUCGCCAGCAGAUCGACGCCGCUCGGACAUCCUCAUGGUAUGAUACCUUUGAAGAUAUAACUUUUGAUAGUACCGUCAUUGAUCUAUCGGAUUUAGGAGAGGAAGAGGAGUUCUUGCAUUGGCUUGAAGCAGAUUCGAUAUUCUUACCCGAAGGGAGUGAAGGACGAUAUCCUCCCGAGUCAUGUACCUCACCCACUCGUCGACGAUCAUCUUCAAAUGCCUCUUUGUCUAGCGAAUCAUCCGACGCACCGGUCUAUCACCUACCUAAAUUGAACGCAGCUAUACGGCAGGUCAUAGAGAAAUAUGAUGGGUCGGUAUUCCCCAAGCUCAACUGGACUGCCCCAAAGGAUGCAGCGUUCAUACUCCCUCAGACAUCUUCCGGUCCACUGCAUUGCACUUCCCCAUCGGACGUAUACCUCUUGCUGAAAUCCAGCGACUUCAUUUCCCACGACCUUGAUCCCACAAGAGCCUAUCUUGAUUGCUCUUCGGACCAACAAGGAGAAGGGAGUGGGGGUGCAAGAAGACCGAAAUUGGAGUUGGUCCUAAAACGGUUUCAGGAUAUAAAUCCUUCAAGGGAGGUUAGAUGUUUCGUAAGGAAUAAUACUCUUAUAGGUAUAACACAGAGGGAUAAUGUAUUCUACGAUCAUCUUCAAAAUGAGGAUACCAGAAUCAAAAUAUGUGAUACGGUGAGAGCAAUUUGGGAAGAUGAGAUAAGAGAGAAUUAUAUGGACGGUGAAGCUGGUGAUUACAUAUUCGAUCUAUACCUUUCACCGAAUUUUGUUUCAGCCCAAAUAAUAGAUUUUCAACCCUAUCGAUCAUCCGUCGAUCCUCUGUUGUUCACUUAUGAAGAACUUUUAUCGAUACUCAACUCUUCGACCCAGCCUCUGCAAGAAAGCGAAAAUGCAAUUAGAAGUAGAUUACCGAUAUUCAGAAUUAUCGAUUCGAAAGCACACCCUUCGGUUAGUAGAAACGCACCAACCUAUCAAUCUAAUAUGAUGCCAUUGGAGAUGAUUGAGUUGAGCCAGGGGAGGAGUAUGCAGGAAUUCAAAGAUGCUUGGGAUGAGGCUGUUGCACAAGGUAUGACUGAGUGA